AUGGCCAACAGCAGCUCUGUGAGUGAGUUCCUCCUCCUGGCAUUUGCAGACACGCGCAAGCUGCAGCUCCUGCACUUCGGGCUCUUCCUGGGCAUCUACCUGGCUGCCCUCCUGGGCAACGGCCUCAUCCUCACCGCCAUAGCCUGCGACCAUCGCCUCCACACCCCCAUGUACUUCUUCCUCCUCAACCUCGCCCUCCUUGACCUGGGAUCCAUCUCCACCACUCUGCCCAAAGCCAUAGCCAAUUCUCUGUGGGACACCAGGGCAAUCUCCUACGAAGGAUGUGCUACACAAAUUCUCUUUUCACUCUUCUUGGUUGGAGCGGAGUAUUCCCUUCUCACCAUCAUGGCCUACGACCGCUACGUUGCCAUCUGCAAGCCCCUGCACUACGGGAGCGUCCUGGGCAGCAGAGCUUGUGCCAAGAUGGCAGCAGCUGCCUGGGGCAGUGGCUUUCUCAAUGCUGUCCUGCACACAGCCAAUACAUUUUCCCUGCCCCUCUGCCAAGGCAAUGCUGUGGACCAGUUCUUCUGUGAAAUCCCCCAGAUCCUCAAGCUCUCCUGCUCAGAUGCAUAUCUCAGGGAAGUUGGAGUAGUUGUAUUUAGUGUUUCUGUAUUAUUUGGUUGUUCUAUUUUCAUUGUUAUUUCCUAUAUUCAGAUCUUCAGGGUAGUGCUGAGGGUCCCCUCUGAGCAGGGACAGCAGAAAGCCUUUUCCACAUGCCUCCCUCACCUGGCCGUGGUCUCUCUGUUUAUCAGCACUGCCAUGUUUGCCUACCUGAAGCCCUCCUCCAUCUCUUCCCCAUCCCUGGACCUGGUGGUGGCAGUUCUGUACUCGGUGGUGCCUCCAGCAGUGAACCCCCUCAUCUACAGCAUAAGGAACCAGGAAUUAAGGGAUGCUGUAAGGACACUGGUAGAAUACACAAUUCUUCAGCAUAUUCACCUAUAA
Cygnus olor (mute swan) is the source of this 942-nucleotide messenger RNA. RefSeq names its product olfactory receptor 14J1-like. Gene Ontology annotation, molecular function: G protein-coupled receptor activity; olfactory receptor activity. The record is from RefSeq and is a predicted model, not a curated record. The coding region runs from base 1 to 942 and encodes 313 amino acids. The transcript has a single exon. Lineage: Eukaryota; Metazoa; Chordata; Aves; Anseriformes; Anatidae. Gene Ontology annotation, cellular component: membrane. Gene Ontology annotation, biological process: G protein-coupled receptor signaling pathway.